This is a messenger RNA of Jaculus jaculus (lesser Egyptian jerboa), 1252 nucleotides long. RefSeq names its product N-acetylglucosamine-1-phosphate transferase subunit gamma (gene Gnptg). The coding region runs from base 1 to 930 and encodes 309 amino acids. The record is from RefSeq and is a predicted model, not a curated record. Lineage: Eukaryota; Metazoa; Chordata; Mammalia; Rodentia; Dipodidae. The transcript has 11 exons. Gene Ontology annotation, cellular component: Golgi apparatus.
AUGGCGGCGCGGCUGGGCUGCGUGGUGCAGGUGCUGCUGCUGCUGGGGCCGGCGGCGCGCGGGCCGGCCUCGGCACGCGCCGCCAAGAUGAAGGUGGUGGAGGAACCCAACACGUUCGGGCUGAACAAUCCGUUCCUGCCGCAGACCAGCCGCCUCCAGCCCAAGAGGGAGCCUUCCCCGGUGUCCGGACCUGCACACCUCUUCAGACUGUCUGGCAAGUGCUUCAGCCUGGUGGAGUCCACGUACAAGUACGAGUUCUGCCCUUUCCACAACGUGACCCAGCACGAGCAGACCUUCCGCUGGAAUGCCUACAGUGGGAUCCUUGGCAUUUGGCACGAAUGGGAAAUCAUCAACAACACCUUCGCGGGCAUGUGGAUGAGUGACGGCGACUCUUGCCGCUCUCGGAGCCGGCAGAGCAAGGUGGAGCUCACCUGUGGAAAAAGCAACCAACUGGCCCAUGUGUCCGAGCCAAGCACCUGUGUCUAUGCACUGACAUUUGAGACUCCUUUGGUCUGUCACCCGCACUCUUUGUUAGUGUACCCAACCCUGCCGGAAGUGCUGCAGCAGCGCUGGGACCAGGUGGAACAGGACCUGGCAGAUGAACUGAUCACCCCCCAGGGCUAUGAGAAGUUGCUAAGAGCACUUUUUGAGGAUGCUGGCUACUUAAGGGCUCCAGGAGAAAGCCACCUCACCCAGCAUGAUGGAGGGUCCAAGAGCCUGGGGUUUGAGACCCUGGAAAGCUGCAGAAAGGCCCACGUGGAACUGUCAGAUGAGGUACAAAGACUGACCAGUCUGCUCGACCAGCAUGGCAUCCCCCAUGCACAGCCCACAGAAAACCCCCAUGCUAAGCACCUGGGCCAGCAGCCUCCCAUAGGUGUAACUUCAGAGCAGCUGCGAGGUGACCCAGGACUGCGUGGGAAUAGCUUGUGAUCCGAGUAGCCAUAAGGGACAAAGAAAUGGCCAGUCACAUGUCUCCUUCAGCACAGUAGCCAAGUGUGGCCCUCAGUGCACAGAAAGGAGCUGUGGUGAAGAUGUGGCUCCUUCUGGCACCUUCCAGGCCAGGCAGGACCAUGCAAAAUAAAGAUGUGCUCAGAGACAAAAUAGACUCAAAGUUUUAAUUCCCAGACUGAUAAAAAAUAAUUUCAUGAAUUCUGUAAACCAUUGCAUAAAUGCUAUAGUGUAAAAAAAAUUUAAACAAGUGUUAACAACUUUAAACAAUUCACUACAAGUAAAUGAGUAUGCAUUAUAAAUA